Passer domesticus (house sparrow) is the source of this 814-nucleotide messenger RNA. RefSeq names its product olfactory receptor 14J1-like. NCBI's taxonomy places the organism in Eukaryota, Metazoa, Chordata, Aves, Passeriformes, Passeridae. The annotation marks the transcript as partial. The record is from RefSeq and is a predicted model, not a curated record. Gene Ontology annotation, cellular component: membrane. Gene Ontology annotation, molecular function: G protein-coupled receptor activity; odorant binding; olfactory receptor activity. The transcript has a single exon. Gene Ontology annotation, biological process: G protein-coupled receptor signaling pathway.
GACCUGGGCUCCAUCUGCACCACUGUCCCCAAAGCCAUGCACAAUUCCCUCUGGCACACCAGGAACAUCUCCUACACAGGAUGUGUUGCUCAGCUCUUUUUCUUUCUGUUCUUCAUCUCAGCAGAGCUUUCCCUCCUGACCAUCAUGUGCUACGACCGCUACGUGUCCAUCUGCAAACCCCUGCACUACGGGACCCUCCUGGGCAGCAGAGCUUGUGCCCACAUGGCAGCAGCUGCCUGGGCCAGUGCCUUUCUCUAUUCACUGCUGCACACAGCCAAUACAUUUUCCCUGCCCCUGUGCCAUGGCAAUGCCCUGGGCCAGUUCUUCUGUGAAGUCCCCCAGAUCCUCAAGCUCUCCUGCUCCAAAUCCUAUCUCAGGGAACUUGGGCUCAUUGUGUUUUCAGUCUCCUUAGCAAUUGGCUGUUUUGUGUUCAUUGUUUUCUCCUAUAUGCAGAUCUUCAAGGCUGUGCUGAGGAUCCCCUCUGAACAGGGACGGCACAAAGCCUUUUCCACCUGCCUCCCUCACCUGGCUGUGGUCUCUCUGUUUAUCAGCACUGCAGCAUUUGCUCACCUGAAACCCCCCUCCAUCUCCUCCCCAUCCCUGGAUCUCUCAGUCUCUGUUCUGUACUCAGUGGUGACUCCAGCACUGAACCCCCUCAUCUACAGCCUGAGGAACCAGGAGCUCCAGGAUGCCCUGCAGAAAAUGAUGACCAUAUCUUUUCAGGGACAAUAAAGUCCGUCUUUUCUGCUCCAGAACAUUCAGAAUGUCACUCCUUACAAUCUUGGCCUUUAUUUUUUUAUUUGUCAAUUUUUUC